CAUUUUUCCCGCCCUUUUGGCUCCACAGACGAGCCUCUCGCACACAGGCGAACACGAGAUGUUGAAGUUUCUCGCCAAAAGAGAGGCGGAGAGAUCGACUUUCAGAGUCUUACGAUGUCUUGAGUAACGUGUAUAUAACCAUUGCAACAUCGCUGCUGAAAUGUUGUAAUCGCCCUCAUCACACUCAGCUUCAUCAACAAUAUCAGCAACUUCAGAAACAUUUCAUCUACAGUCAUCCCUAUUUAUCAUUGACAUCUCCGGCAUUUUAUAAUUACAUACGUCUUACCACCAACCAACAUGAUGAACAAGCUCGUCUUCGCUCUGGCCAUGGCCUCCGCCGCCGUUGCUGCUCCUCUCAACGCCCGCCAGGACGCAUGCCAGGACGCCUACAAGGCCUGCAUUGCCGCCGGUACCCCAGAGGUUGCUUGCUCUUGCACUCUGACCGCCUGCGUCGGUGAGGAUAACGCUCGCAACCGCGAGUACUGUGCCUCCGCGACGGCCAACCUCCCCAAGCCCACCUCUACCGGCAUCCCCGGCGGCUGCAACCCGGCUCAUCCCGGAUCUUGCCCCUCCUCUUACUUCACCUACACCACUGCGACUGCCACCGCCGCUCCCGCGCCAACCUUCACCUCCAUCUCCGGAAUCCCGGGUGGCUGCAACCCUGCUCACCCCGGAUCCUGCCCUUCGUCCUACUUCACCUACCCGACCCUCACCGCCACCGCGGUGCCUACUCCCGCACCCACCUCCGGAUCCGGCGGAAGCGCCCCCGCCUACCCCAACCCCAAGGCAGUCGAGGGUAAGACUUGGACGAUCAAGGACAUGACCCGUUACUGCGGCGAGAAGAACGACGGCUGCGACUACAACUUCGCCAUCGAGGCUGAUGGCAAGACUGAGCGCUGCACCGUCAUCCGCAUGCCCGGCUCCAAUGCGGCCACCGAGAGCUGGUCCGACCAGCCUUGCACCUCCGGCUCCAACUUCAAGGUCUCGUGGGGCUACGUUGCCAACCCCGCCCCUGCCUUCGCCGUCGUCACCGUCGUCAACGGCAAGGAGCUUGCUUGGUUCGGUGUCUCUGACAUCAACGGCAAGCCUGUCACCACUGCUCCCUCCAGCCCCUUUGGCUCUGGACAGUUCGGCAACCUCGGCCCCGAGCAGGUUUAUACCUACUGAGCGGCUUUGAAGAAUUCGACUGAAAAUUUGCAUACAUUGCUUUUAGCGACUAUUGAUUUAACGAUACGAUACACCGAGGCAUAUGAUACGAAGCAUAGAGGACGCACCCAAAACUAGACACUCAUUAUGAUAAUGUUCAAUACUCCCUGUACGAGUUAUAUGUACAAAUACACAAUCCUUAAUUAUUUACUCCUGCAAAAGAUCUUAGCGCCCAAUGUCUCUCUUGUUGUGGUGCUCAUUAGCUUGAUAAUCUCCCUCGGCUGAUAUUUGUGUACAAAAUUUCUAGCUUGCGACGAGUAUGGGCAUGCCCUCGCUGGAUUUGAUCCACACUGAGCUUGAUAAUGUAGACGCAUUUCGUGGUACCAAUUCGUGCACGUGACGAAUCUGCCUCUUCUCAUCUAAACGUGUCAAUUGAGAUCGCGGACUCGCCGUGGUGAAAAAGAGCCGGCGGACGUUUGGAAUUUGCUUGAAAACCUUAAUAAAGUGUGAAAUCCACUAAAUGCUUGCACAUAACCCCUUCAGCUUUUCGAAUCAGAGACUGCACAGACUCAUUGUACUGAGUCAAGAAGCUUUCACGGGGGAUUAUGUGUUUAAGGAGUAGAAAAAGGGGGAGAUUGAAGCGU
Messenger RNA from Colletotrichum scovillei, 1790 nucleotides. RefSeq lists its product as uncharacterized. The record is from RefSeq and is a predicted model, not a curated record. Lineage: Eukaryota; Fungi; Ascomycota; Sordariomycetes; Glomerellales; Glomerellaceae. Bases 298 to 1167 code for a protein of 289 amino acids. The transcript has a single exon.